CUAAGGUUAAACAGGCAUGUAAUAUCGUAUAAUUCACAAGAUGGUGGAUAUUUUUUGUGAGGAAGUAAGAAAGUGAUAUUUAUGUGCAUUUUAUUCUAAUUUUUCUGAAAUCAUUAUUUGAUUAGUGUUGAAAUAAAUAUGUAAUAACUUAUAAAAACUAAACUAGCAAUUUCAUUGCUCAUAUUAUUUAUGAGCUCAAAUAUAUAAUAUUUACUAUAAGUAAAAAAUAUUUUUAUUUUCUUUUCCUGUUAUAAAAAAAAUUAAAUAUUACAUUAAUAUUUAACAUAAUAUAUUAUAUAAAUUAAAAUUUAAAAAUACAUAAGAACUGUUUAAAAAAAUAAACAAUAAUGCACUCGACUAAAAACAAUUAAAACAGAUAAAACUAUGAAUAAUAUUACGUUUAUGUACUAUUACAUAUCUGAAAAUGAAAGUGAAGAAAAAAGAAAUAAUUUAUUUUUAAAUAAGAAGUGAGCAUUUUGUGAAAACUAAAUAUUUUUCAAUUAAAUAUUUCACAAUUUAUAUUCUAAAAUAUAUAUAUAUAUAUAUAUAUAUAUAUAUAUAUAUAUAGGAUAAUUAAUAUUUAUUAACUGUUUUAUAAUAAACUAUAAAUAUUAUUAAAUAUUGUACAUAAAUAUUAUUAGACUAUAAAUAUUAUUAAUUAUUGUAUAUAAAUAUUUGAUUCGAUAUGAGCUAGUGAUAUAUAUUUUAUGAAACUCUUUAUAAAAUUUCAUUAAUUUAAUUUGUAUAAUUAAUUUAUUAUUUAUUAAUUCUCAACAAUAAUUUUUUCAAUUUUGGAAAAAAUUUUUUAAUUAUUUAUAUUAAGUAUUUAUUUAUUUGUUCAUAGGAAAUAUGAAAAUUUUGUCAAUAAGAAUAUAUAUAUUUAUAUAUAUAUAAUUUUUAUAAAAAUAAAAUAAUAUCAAUUAAUUAUAUGUCUAAAAAGUAUUUUAAUAUAUAAUAACAAUAUUUUUUUAAGUUAAUUGUUUUAUACAUAUAUAAUAUAAAAUUUAUGUAUAAUAUUAAUAAAAGAACAAAACAAACAAAAUUUUGAUAAAUUAAAAGUGAAAAAUAUUAUAUGAAUUUGGACAUAUAAUCAAUAAUGUCGAAAUAUUGUGAUACGUGUUCAUUAUAUUUUCAAGAUGAACAUACCUUGCAAAGUCAUCUUGCAGGUAAAAGACAUUUAAAAGGACUUCAACAAUCUAAAGUUAUGGAGAGAUCAAUUGUUGUUUCUCCAUUACCAAAAUUUAUUCCUGCUCGUAAACUUAUUAACUUUUUUCAACAAUAUGGUGCAAUUAAAUGGUAUCAAUUUCGUCAAAAUUAUCUCACAGUUGAAUUUUAUGACAGAACUUCUACAGAAAUUUUAUUAAAUAAACCAAUUUGGAUAAAUAAUGUAAAAUUAAAUAUACAAAAAAGAAAACCACAUAUCAAUCUGAAAAGAUCAAAAUCAGAGAAAAAAAAUAAUAUCAUGGAAAACAGAGGUUCUAUAAGUUAUGAUAACAUAAAAUAUAUAUUUGACGAAGGAACUACAUUUGAUAAUCAGUUAAUGAUGUUUUUGAAUGCAAUACAACUUAAUGAUAUUGAAAUAGAAACAAAAUAUGAAUCUGUUUGUACACAAUUAGAUGAAAUAUUUAAAGUGAUAUUUCCAAAAUGUAAAACAUAUAGAUUUGGUUCAAGUCAAACAGGAUUAGGUUUUAAAGAAUGUGAUUUAGAUAUAUAUAUGGAUAUUGGUGAACCAAUAAAUGAAAGUAAAAAUACAUCAACAGAUUCAUGGACUAUGAACAAGAUUUUUAAAAGUGUGAAAAAAAUUAUGUACAGAAUGAAUGAUGUUUUUUCAAACAUAAUAGGAAUUCCAAAAGCGAAAACUCCUAUUAUAAAAUUUUAUUAUAAUAGAACAAAUGUUUCUUGUGAUAUUUCAUUUAAAAAUAUUUUAGGUAUAUAUAAAAGUUAUUUGAUAAAAUAUUGUUUGUCUCUUGAUAACAGAUUAAAACCAUUAAUGAUGAUUAUCAAAUAUUGGGCACGACAUUUUAAAAUAUCAAAUGGACAAAAAAUAUCCAAUUAUGCUUUAGUUUUAUUAAUUAUUUUUUAUUUACAACAACCAUCUGUUAAUAUUAUUCCACCUUUGAUGGUGCUUCAAAAUACAUGUCAACCACAAAUUAUAAAUGGUUGGCAAGCUAAUUUUGAUGAAAAUACAGUAUUACCACCAAUUACAAAUAAGAAUAGUGUUCCACAACUUCUUCAUGGUUUUUUUUUCUUUUAUGCAACUUUUGAAUAUAAAUCACAAGUAAUAUGUCCAAUAGAUGGAAUGAUACAUACAGAAUCAGAGUUUAAAGAAAUAGAAAAUUUACCAUUAUGUAUGAACAGAUAUAAAACAUAUAUAAAAGAAGAUGAUAAUCUUAAAUUCAUUGUUAAUAAACCAAUGUGUGUACAAGAUCCUAUAGAAUUAAGUCAUAAUGUUACAGCGAAUACAAAGUUUUCUACAUUAAAUUCUCUCAUAAAAUAUUGUGCAAUUGGUGCAGAAAUUUGUGCAAUGACUAGUAAAAAUGAUUAUAGAAAUCUAAUAAAAACUUUAUUUACUACAGUUAUAAAAAAAAGAAGUAAUCUUAAAUUUAAUAUUACUAUUUCUGCAAAUCAAUUUCAAUGUGAAACAAAUAAUAUUGAAACAUGUAUAGAUAUAGAAAAAAAAAAAUUUUCUAGAAAAGAUUGGUAUUCUAAUGUUUUUAAUAUAGUAAAAGAUACUUUUGAAAAAGUUUUCAAAUUACAACUUGAAAUAUUUCCAGUUGAAACAGGAACAAAACAGCAAAAGAUUGAUAUAUUAUCAGAUAUUCAUAUAGAAGAAUUACAAAAUAUUAUAUUUCAUUGUACUGGAUCUCAUUGUGUAUGGCGUAAUAGACGAAUUAACAAUAUUAUUUUAGAUCCCAGUUUAAGUUGUCUUCAAAAGGAAGCUUUUAUAUCAGAGCAAGUAAUAGAAAAUUAUGAUAAGGAAAAAGGAACAAAUAGAAUAAGUUUAGAUUUUAUAUGUAUGUUUAAAAAAAAAAAUCCUUUAAAAAUUAUUUUAACUUUAAAUAAUAAAAAUUGUGAUGAUCAUAUUUUUCAAGAAUUUGCAUGUUUUGCUAGAGAUAAGUUAGUUGAAAUAAUAAAACAAACAUUAAUACAUAUACAACAAUUUAAUAAAUGUUAAUAUCACAUCUGUAUAUUACAUGCAUAUAUUAAAUAUCUAAUUUUGGACCAAAAAUGUGUAAUUUUGAAAUUUAUAUUUGUAAAAAUGUUUUGUAUCUUAUAAUAUUUAUUUCUUUAAUUAUAUUACUUUUAAUAAUAUUAUUGAAUCAAAGUUAAAUUUAAAUAAAUCUGAAGUAUUUAUUUAA
Molecule: messenger RNA, 3359 nt
Organism: Apis cerana (Asiatic honeybee)
Lineage: Eukaryota; Metazoa; Arthropoda; Insecta; Hymenoptera; Apidae
Product: speckle targeted PIP5K1A-regulated poly(A) polymerase
Cellular component (GO): nucleus
Molecular function (GO): RNA uridylyltransferase activity; poly(A) RNA polymerase activity; zinc ion binding
Source: RefSeq, a predicted model, not a curated record